This is a messenger RNA of Psilocybe cubensis, 783 nucleotides long. RefSeq lists its product as uncharacterized. The transcript is spliced from 10 exons. NCBI's taxonomy places the organism in Eukaryota, Fungi, Basidiomycota, Agaricomycetes, Agaricales, Agrocybaceae. The coding region runs from base 1 to 783 and encodes 260 amino acids. The record is from RefSeq and is a predicted model, not a curated record.
AUGGACCAUGUGGGACCUACACCCAUCGAUUUAUACCUUGGACCACAAUUGAUCGGAACUUUGAUCAACACAGUUUUGUACACAGUCGAGGUUUUGUUGGCAGCCACCUACUUUCGAAGCCCCAGAGGCAAGAGAGAACGAAGAGGGAUUGCAUUAGCUGUAAUCUUCAAUCUGGCAGUGGAUACAGUAGGGAGUACUGUUGUGUGUAUAAGCGCGUAUACGUUCUACGUUACAUUCUGGGGCAAUGCUAAUAGCAUAUCGAAUACACACUGGAGUCUUAUCGUCAAUAUCAUUACGAACGCAAUUACAGCGUUCGUCGUUCAAGGCUUUUUGACAUACCGUUUCUGGAAAUUGUCGGUAUCGAAAACGAAUGAGGCCGUUCAUUCGCCACGACGCUUUGCUUAUCUACCCACAAAUGCAGCCAUAUGCAUCACGAUUGUCAUUUUCUGCUUGAUGCUCUUUGGGUGGGGAGGGGAUAUUCAUCUAGCAAUUAGGGCAUCGCAGCCUCGACGCAGACCGGAAGACCGUCUGCGUGAUACUCGCGACGUUAUUAUGGCUCUUGCGGGGACUGCGGCGGCCGAUCUUGCUAUCACAGGGGCCCUCAUAUGGACGUUUGAUACACUCCAACCCACCGUCGAAUCUGGUCAGCGUAGAAGAGUGGGGCUCCCAUACACGUCUUCACAGAUAACUGACGAAAUUCUCUUUGCGCGGCCGAAGAAUUUUAUUUCUUCAACACCGUCUCAUUCUGUACCUGAUUUGCAUCAUGAACUGAGUAAUAAGUAG